AUGAGUUGUUCAAUGAACUACAAUUGUUGUCAAGAAUCAGGUCUCUGUCCAAAGAACGCAACAUGCAAACCAAUCAACUCGCUCCAACAGCCCUGGAAACGUUUUACCUGCGAAUGCCCGGACGGUUACCAUGGUUAUUUUGAUUCUGAUGGUGCUUGGACUUUGGUUCAUUCUUGCAGCUUUGCAAAUGGACUUUAUAAUCAGUUAAAAAAAUCUUUAUCUCAAAAUUUACAUGUCGGCGGAAAUGCUCUAGUAUGGAGGGGCUAUCGGCUUAGGAAAACAAGAAUGGAAUCUAUCAAAAAGAGUUCAAAUUUCCUGCAGUUUACCUGUGACUAUGAAAAACACCGUGAUGGGGAAAAAUUGGAUUAUGUUCAAAUUCGGCUUGGAAAUAUAAGCGGCGAUGUGCUUGAACUAAACAACGAUCAUACUUCCUACGUUACUGUUGGCGAAGGAUAUGGUAAAAUUGAAAGAUAUGAUUUAAAUGGUUGUCAAGUUAAGCUUCAUCAGAGACCGAACAGGCCCUUGCAUGUCCAUGUUAGGCAUGCAAUUGCUGACAGUAAAUGUAAGGUCAGUGCCAACGAUUCGUCUUGUACAGACAAAGACAAGUAUUUUGACUGCUAUACUUCUCCGUCUGAAUGUGUUAAAAAAGUACAUCGUUGUGUACAGAAUGCUAAUUCCACGACUCAGCUUUGGUUUGGCAUGCGUAAGGAUAACGCAGCACAACUACCUCCUUUAGAUGGUAAAACUUCCGGCCGUUCCGUUGAAAGUUACACCGUUAAUUAA
Messenger RNA from Paramuricea clavata, 783 nucleotides. The record is from the annotation of a GenBank genome assembly. NCBI's taxonomy places the organism in Eukaryota, Metazoa, Cnidaria, Anthozoa, Malacalcyonacea, Plexauridae.